Messenger RNA from Zingiber officinale, 1752 nucleotides. RefSeq names its product ribose-phosphate pyrophosphokinase 1-like. The record is from RefSeq and is a predicted model, not a curated record. Gene Ontology annotation, biological process: 5-phosphoribose 1-diphosphate biosynthetic process; ribonucleoside monophosphate biosynthetic process; purine nucleotide biosynthetic process. Gene Ontology annotation, molecular function: magnesium ion binding; ribose phosphate diphosphokinase activity. Lineage: Eukaryota; Viridiplantae; Streptophyta; Magnoliopsida; Zingiberales; Zingiberaceae. Gene Ontology annotation, cellular component: cytoplasm; ribose phosphate diphosphokinase complex. Bases 134 to 1336 code for a protein of 400 amino acids. The transcript has 8 exons.
AUAGCGGCAGAAGACCCUCUGCCAUCCAGAGCCGUGCAGGGUGCAGCCUCUUCCUUUCCUUCGAUUCAUCGGGCGCGCCGGCGGGAAACCCUAGUAAAAUUUCGAUCUUCCGUCAAGCCGCCGGCCGGUUAAUAUGGUUACGAUGGCUUCCGUUGCGUUCUCCGGUUCUGCUUCCGCUUCCGCCAAUCUGGUUUCUCGAAAUUCUGAGGGCUUUUCGAUCGUUCCCCGUCGCUUGCGAUGCAGCCUUCCGUACACUCGUUCCGCUGUGAGGUGCAGAUUGGUUGACCCACUGACAUCGAACAAUGGCACGCCGACAGGCUUUCCAUUCGCCAGCAACCGGACGUUGCCCGGAAAUUUAAUGGAACUGAGCUUGCGGGACGACAGAUCAAAGUUCGAUACAAGCCUGCGUAUCUUCUCAGGAACUGCCAAUCCCUCACUUUCUCAGGAAAUUGCUGGCUAUUUAGGUCUGGAACUUGGAAAGAUAAAUAUAAAGCGAUUUGCAGAUGGUGAAAUUUAUGUUCAGUUACAAGAGAGUGUUAGGGGAUGUGAUGUAUAUCUUAUUCAACCAACCUGCCCACCGGCAAAUGAAAAUCUCAUGGAGCUUUUGAUAAUGAUUGAUGCUUGCCGUAGGGCGUCUGCUAAAACCAUCACUGCAGUAAUUCCUUAUUUUGGUUAUGCUAGAGCAGAUAGAAAGACUCAAGGUCGUGAAUCUAUUGCUGCGAAGCUUGUUGCUAACUUGAUCACGGAAGCUGGUGCAAAUAGAGUGAUUUCUUGUGAUUUGCAUUCUGGACAGUCCAUGGGAUAUUUUGAUAUUCCAGUUGAUCAUGUGUAUGGUCAGCCAGUGAUACUUGAUUACCUAGCAAGUAAAACUAUUUCUUCAAAUGAUUUGGUCGUGGUCUCACCAGAUGUUGGAGGCGUGGCAAGAGCACGUGCUUUUGCGAAAAAGUUAUCCGAUGCACCUCUAGCAAUUGUUGAUAAAAGACGCCAUGGCCAUAACAUUGCAGAGGUAAUGAACCUGAUUGGUGAUGUUAAAGGAAAAGUAGCCGUCAUGGUGGACGAUAUGAUAGAUACUGCUGGUACUAUAGAAAAAGGUGCAGCUCUUUUACAUCAAGAAGGAGCAAGAGAGGUUUAUGCAUGCAGCACACACGCUGUCUUUAGCCCUCCUGCAAUCGAGAGGCUAUCGAGUGGCUUGUUCCAGGAAGUCAUUGUUACCAACACUAUCCCUGCAUCGGAACAAAGUUUUCCUCAGCUGACUGUUCUUUCCGUGGCAAAUCUCCUAGGCGAGACAAUUUGGCGGGUUCAUGAUGAUUGCUCAGUAAGUAGCAUUUUUCUAUGAUAAAUAUUCUAGUUGACAGAUCGACAAAUCAGCAGCAGCAGCUUUUUGUUUGGCCGUGGAGACAUUUUCUAUUGAGCUUCGGCAACAAUAACCCCUUCAGCUCCUUUGACUGAUCUUGAAUAACGAUUGCUGUUUAUUUAUUUAACAUUUCGACAAGGUUUUGAAUAAAGAGAGAGACGAGUCUGAUAUCGGAUUCCUGUCGCACUUUACUGACCAGGUUGACUAUGAACCCAAUUCUAGUUUGGACAUUGAUUGAUUUCGACGGAGGCGGGAGGAUCUUGUGCAGCUUUAUGUACAAUAUCCUUUCAAUAUCUCAUUGCAGAUAUUCUCCUGUCGAUCGCUUUGUACUUUGAGACAAAAUUCUAGUGUAUUCCUCCUCCAUGUAAUACUUGGAAAUCUUUUCAGAAUUUUAUCAU